Messenger RNA from Caenorhabditis remanei, 1044 nucleotides. RefSeq lists its product as uncharacterized. NCBI's taxonomy places the organism in Eukaryota, Metazoa, Nematoda, Chromadorea, Rhabditida, Rhabditidae. Gene Ontology annotation, cellular component: mitochondrion. Gene Ontology annotation, molecular function: phosphatidylserine decarboxylase activity. The coding region runs from base 1 to 1044 and encodes 347 amino acids. Gene Ontology annotation, biological process: phosphatidylethanolamine biosynthetic process. The record is from RefSeq and is a predicted model, not a curated record. The transcript has 5 exons.
AUGGAUACAUACUCUGGUGGUUUCCUUCAUCCCGACUCUGUUAUGGCUAUCAAUCCCUUUUUGAUUAUUGUUGCAGUUUGGAGCUGGGUGAAAUGGCUAUCCGUAUCGACGUUGAUCAUCGGAGGCGCUUCCUAUAUUGGUUAUUUAUUCACUCCGGAUUGGCGGGAAAUUGUUGAUUCGAAACAUUAUUAUAGUAAUUGGAAGAUUCGUGUCUACCUGUCUCUCCCCUUCAACACUGCCAGCCGAGUCAUCGGAGGUCUCGCGAAUCAAGAGAUUCCCAUUUGGCUCCGUGAGCAUCUUCUCGGUGGAUUCGCCCGUAUUUAUGACUGUCGAAUGGAGGAAUGCGUCGAUCCGGAUUUCAAGAAUUAUCGAUCGUUUGCCGCAUUUUUCAAUCGAAAAUUGAGAGAAUCGACUCGUCCGAUUAGUGCGUCUCCGUUGGUCUCACCGGCUGAUGGAACCGUUUUGCAUUUUGGAAAAGUCGAAGAGAAUAAGAUUGAAUAUGUUAAAGGCCAUGACUACGACGUGGACAAAUUUCUGGGCGACGUGGAGCUGCCUGCGAAGGACGAACUCGACUUGUAUCAAGUUGUGAUCUACUUGGCACCCGGUGACUAUCAUGCAUUCCAUUCACCCGCCCGAUGGGUUGCCAAUCAAUGUCGUCAUGUACCUGGACUCUUGUUGUCAGUCAGACCGACACUAUUGAGUCAUGUACCACAUUUAUUCUGUUUAAAUGAGAGAGUCGUACUCAACGGUUCGUGGCGUCACGGCUUCUUCUCAAUGUCGGCCGUCGCAGCGACGAACGUCGGAGACAUUGUCGUCGACGCGGAACCCUCUCUCCGAACGAAUAUCGUCCGACGUAAAACUCAAAAAAUCAUGAAUACCGAAACGGAAAUCCACGCGCCGUUCCUUCCCGGAGAACGUGUCGGAGAGUUCCGUCUCGGAUCGACGAUCGUCUUGGUCUUCCAAGCUCCGCCCACUAUUAAGUUUGCCAUCAAGGCCGGCGAUCCGUUGAGAUAUGGACAGAGUCUUGUGGCUGAUGGAGUCUAA